AAAUGAUUUGUUUUCUGAUCGUUUUAGUGCAUAUAUAUUUUGAUGCUGCUCAUACUGUGAUAUGGAAGCCAGCUGCAAGCUUCGUAAAUACGAAUUCAAUAGGCACUAGCAUUUCUAGAGAUAGAAGGGUACUCUUCUCAGAAGGAAAAGAUACACACUACCAUGAACAUGUACCUGUGCUGCUGCAGGAAUCUAUGGACUUAUUGGUUACAAAUCCAAAAGGCUUAUAUUUGGACGUUACCUUAGGAUAUGGAGGACAUGCCGAGGAAAUCUUGAAGCGUACAGAACCAAAGGGGCGUCUGGUAGCAAUAGAUAGAGACCCUGAGGCGAUUUAUCACACUAAGAGAAGAUUGGAAGACUAUAUUCGUGAAUCAAGAUUCUUCCCAGUGAUUGGAAAAUUUAGUGAUUUGUUGGACUUGCUAAAGUUCCACAAGUUACCUAUGAACGAUUAUUCCGGAAUUAUAGCUGAUUUGGGCACAUCAACCCAUCAACUAGAAAAUGCAAUUAGAGGCUUUAGCUAUCUAAAUGAUGGGCCUUUAGAUAUGAGGAUGUCUAGUCCUCUCAAUGAUCCAUUUAUCAGUGAAAAGAGUGUACUUCCUCUAUCAUCAUCUAUAAAUUCAGCCUUUUACCUUAUAAAUAAGGCAGGCGAAGCUACACUUAGGAGAAUAUUCCAAGAUUUUGGUGAGGAGCCAAGAGGGCCUUCCAUAGCAAAGAAAAUAGUAGAGAGACGUCAUAACACAGUUAUAGACACUACAGCCAAAUUGAGAGAUAUUAUAACCAGUAGUUUACCAGCAGGGCACAAGGGAAAAAUAAAGAUUUUAUCACGUAUAUUCCAGGCACUUAGAAUACAAGUUAACGAUGAAUUAAACGAGUUAAGAUCGUUUCUGGAAGUUGCUCCAUCACUAUUAAAAACGAAUGGCCGUAUUGUCAUAAUUUCUUACCACUCCCUUGAAGAUCGUAUAACUAAACGCUCUUUCAUGGGUUUAAAGGAUACUCAGAUUGGGGGUAGAUCAUAUAAAAUCAUUACUAAGAAAUGUGUAACACCGACGAACGAUGAAAUUGACAAAAACGCGAGAUCGAGAUCAGCAAAGUUAAGGUGCAUUGAAAAGGUUAAAAUUAUAAAUUAG
Messenger RNA from Theileria equi strain WA, 1127 nucleotides. Its product is annotated as S-adenosyl-methyltransferase mraw, putative. NCBI's taxonomy places the organism in Eukaryota, Apicomplexa, Aconoidasida, Piroplasmida, Theileriidae. Gene Ontology annotation, biological process: rRNA base methylation. The record is from RefSeq and is a predicted model, not a curated record. The transcript is spliced from 6 exons. Gene Ontology annotation, molecular function: rRNA (cytosine-N4-)-methyltransferase activity. Bases 3 to 1127 code for a protein of 374 amino acids.